AUGGCUUUUCAGAGCAGCGUUCUUAGAGAUGGCGAGUGGGUGACGCAGACCGUCAACUUUCAAGAUGCUUUGAAAGCUUCUUCCACCAUGGCCAAAGCUGCCGAAAAUCCAAGUCUCAAGGCACCUGAGUGUGGAAUACUCUCUAGGACGGUCAUCGAGAGCCCUGUCGUUCAUUGGAUCCUCCCAGUUUGCCUACGAUCGCUCUCUCACAACGAUAUCGCAUUCAUUGGCGACCGCUUCGUCCAAAUCAGCGAACUCCGCGAUGACGGGCAAGUGCAUGAGGUUAUCCGAAAAGCUGACUUUGGCACACGAAUCCGAAAUGCGAUAGUUCUGGGGGUUCCGCCCAAGAGAGACAUCCCUGGCGCAGCCGCUGCUGCAACCAAGACCGAAGGUGCUGAUGUUCCCAUGAAAGAUGUUGCAGAGGCGAGCGAAGGCAAAGAAGCCGAAGAAGCCAAAGAAGCCGAAGAAGCCAAAGAAGCCAAAGAAGCCAAAGAAGCCAAAGAAGCCAAAGAGGCCAAAGAGGCCAAGGAAGCCAGCGAAGGUAAAGAAGCCAGCGAAGGUAAAGAAGCCAGUGAAGGUAAAGAAGGCGAAGAAGGCAAAAAGGCCAAAGAGACCAAAGAAAAGCGUGUACUACCACCGCAACUACUGGUCAUAAUGCUCGAGACAGGUGACGCCGUUUUCCUCUUCAUUCAGGAACGCUUCGAUGGGACACUGCGCUUUGAAACUACCACGUUUGAGAGCCCCAGGAAUCUACAGUUCUUGGGGUAUCACUUGUCCAUUGACCCCUCGUCGCGAUAUAUGUCUGCUGGAUCCGCUGAAGGUGGAUUCGUCGUCUACGAGCUGAACUCGCUGUCCCACAUGAAAUCUCAAUAUGAGGGCUGCGGAUGCUUGAGGCCUGUCAAGUCUAUCCGAGUUCGGAUAACGCAGGGCGUCAUACACAAAAUGGAGUUCUUACAUCCACGACUCGAAGACGAUUACCAUAUCAUUCUCCUAUUGAUAAUUGUUAGACGUGAAGUGAGUAAGCAGGCUCACGUGUCUCGCAUGGUCGUCUACGACUGGGAGCUCGGCGACGAACUUACCGCUGUAUUUCGGUCAGAGAAAGGCACACCACUGCCAAAAGAACACCGAAUGCCUCUCAUGAUCAUUCCACUCAAAGUCAAUACUGCCUUCUUGGCAGUUUCAGAACACUCGAUUGGCAUAGUAAAGAACGCAUUCACAGGGCAGACGUCGUUCGAUACCUUGGAAACACACUACCCUCAACAGACUAAGUUGCACCAUGGAGCUGCCGAACCGCUCUGGACCACCUGGGCGAGACCUUUUAGGAUCAACAUAUACCUGGAGAAGAUGGAUGUUGUUUAUCUAGCUCGUGAAGAUGGCGUUAUUGCACAUAUUGAGAUCGAUUCCCGAGAUCUAGUUCCAACAGUUAUGACUCUCGGAACCAUCAGCACCAAUAUUACAACCGCUUUCACUACAGCUUAUGAUGUCUUCUCGGAUGUUUUGAUAACUGGUGGCGACUCUGGUCCUGGUGGAAUCUGGAAGGUGCUUAUCCCCCGCAAAGAUCCCCAACAAGUCAGCAUCAUUCCUAAUUGGUCUCCCGUGGUCGAUUUGGUCACGACAGAUACCAAUCCUUCCUGGAGGAGUGAUAGCAGGAGGAAAGAUCUUUCGACGAAACGCAGGGUAUCAUCGAACCCAAGACCGAAGUCGGAUCGCAUCUUCUGCACGUCCGGCCGUGGGCCGCAGUCGAGUUUGACAGAGUUGAGAUGGGGCAUUCAGGCACGGAUCGGCCUUGAGUUCGACCAUGACCAAUAUGUCCGCCAGUCCUGGAUGUUUCCAGUUGAGGCUCAAGGAGAUCGAAGCUUCUAUGGCAUUUUGUCCCUGCCGCAUUCUACUGAUGUCCUUCACUUCCCCGCUGAUCUCAGCAAUGCGAAUGCUCUGUCGCCAGAUGCCUGCCCAUUCGAUACAUCCUCGCGAACAAUCUCGGCAUUUCAGACAGAACAGGCCGUGAUAAUCCAAGUCAGCGAGAUCUACACCGCUUCCCAGCUUGAUGUUUUGCUGGUUGACGAGAUGAAUUUGACGCACUCAACCACCAUUGAUGCCAAAGGAGAGAUAACUUGCAUUGGCCUUUUCAAGACGUCAGUACAGACCUACAUCAUUGCAGGUUCUGUUACGGAAGGGUUACCACUCUUGACUAUAUACUCACUGGCUGGCCUUGAAAUUAGCAGCAACGCCCCUCAGCCACACCUUGUUACUCCUGACAAAGAAGGUCACUCGCAUAUGGAAGCAUAUACAAGUGUGCUAUCCAUUCAUGAUACCGCUGAGAAGACCAUCUUGGUGCUGGGCACGAGGAGCGGUCAUCUUGUGACGAUUCUGAUACCAGGGGAUGAUAUUGCUCAUUACUUACUUUCGAUUGAACAGAUUGGCAUUUCACCAGCCAACGUGUUUCCGGCAUCUAGCCUCUUUGAUGGAAAGCACGCCUUUUUCGCCUGCUGUGACAACAGCCUAUCCAUCAUGACGGACUUUUCACCACAUGGUAGCAGAUUCAAGACCAAGACCCGAAUUUGGGCAACUGACUCGAACGAACCGUCGAUGCCAUCACCCCCCGUUCAUGCAGCCUUUUGCCUCCAAGAUAGCCUUUCUGGAUAUGAACGUCAUAUGUCCCUGAUGUUACUAUCUAAGACACGAGUUCUUCUCGUCGAUAUUUGGCCGCAUGUUGGACCUGUUCCUCGUAGCAUUCUUCUUGGCGGAACCCCGAUGCGCGUCAUCUAUUCUCAGACUUGGAAGGUCUUGGUGGUUGCACACUUGAAGGAUGAUCGUCCAACACUCUCUUUUAUCGAUCCCGAAAGUGGUGCGAAUGUCGCAACAGCAGCUAACAAGGACAAGCAGCCGUGUGAUUAUAUUUCCGGCCUAGGACAUCCGGGCGACAGGAUAUUUGGCCUCUAUGAGUGGACCUAUGUUAAAGAUGGGAAACUCUUUCCGUUCAUCAUCGUGACCACUCAACAUGGCCGACUGAUGAUCGUGUCUGUGACAGCGGUCAAACCAGAGAGCGACGAUUGCCCAACAAGAAAACUACAGUUCUGGACACGAUAUAAGAAGAAGGGCUUCGCCGAGCCUAUUUACACAGUCGCUGGAGAUGAUGUGGGUCUUCUAUUCUGUGUUGGAAAGGUUCUUCACUGGGAAGUCCUGGACCUCGCGGAGAAGAAACUCAAACCUAUGAAGCAGUUCAGGCUGGAUUCUCCAGCCACAACCCUGCGCGUGGAAGGCACAAAAGUCUGCGUCUUGACUGCCCAACACUCACUUCAGGUCAUUGACCUGAACGUGGAGUCGGAAAACAGCGACCCUUCUAUUAUCCAUAGUGACCGAGUGACUCGUUUUACGGGACAUGUGAUAGAGAUGGGAGACUCCGAAGAAGAGCCAGGCAAGUGGCCAGUGAAUGUUAUAUCCACGGCACAAGCAGGGUUUGCCGGAGUUUGGAUCCCAUGGAGUCAGCGCCAUAAAGAGUUCGAGGUUGUCGUCACAGGACUUUUGCCCACAUCUAUCAGGAGAUUCCGCAAGGGGCACACUCGACCUUUCUGGUCGGCUGUUGACCACCAAAGACGAUACAAUACUUUAUUUAGCACAGCGGACCAGGCAGACAUACUUGGAGUGUCUAUUGAUGGUUCACUACACCAAUUUUCAUUAAUAGGUCUGGAUCUCUGGCGGUUCCUCAGGUUGAUACAGAACUUGGCAUACCAGAACGAGGAGACUUGCCCCUUUGUCCGGAACAGUUACUCGUCGGGGAACAGCGAUCCGGGCUUGGAUCUGGAUCCAGAGCUCGAACCCCAGCGUGCCCGGGAGAUGAUGCAUGUUGAUGGUGACUUAUUGCAACGUUGCCUUGAUAUGAGUGCACUGGAAAAGCUGGUAUUGAUUGGGGAUGGCAUUGACUUGUUUUGCGAGUAUUUGGACGGGAUUGACGAUGGAAUACACACCGAAGGUUUCCGGGAGACUGGCUCUAGAGGACGAAAGAAGUACAUUGAGCUGGGCUAUGAGAUUCUCGAGUAUGUUCUUACUCUAGCAAUCUGA
Molecule: messenger RNA, 4059 nt
Organism: Fusarium musae
Lineage: Eukaryota; Fungi; Ascomycota; Sordariomycetes; Hypocreales; Nectriaceae
Exons: 5
Coding region: 1-4059 (1352 amino acids)
Biological process (GO): mRNA splicing, via spliceosome
Cellular component (GO): nucleus; U2 snRNP
Molecular function (GO): protein binding; U2 snRNA binding
Source: RefSeq, a predicted model, not a curated record